This is a messenger RNA of Rhipicephalus sanguineus (brown dog tick), 1044 nucleotides long. Its product is annotated as protein rhomboid-like. The transcript has 3 exons. The record is from RefSeq and is a predicted model, not a curated record. Bases 1 to 1044 code for a protein of 347 amino acids. NCBI's taxonomy places the organism in Eukaryota, Metazoa, Arthropoda, Arachnida, Ixodida, Ixodidae. Gene Ontology annotation, molecular function: serine-type endopeptidase activity. Gene Ontology annotation, cellular component: membrane.
AUGGGCAACGGAAUGGCAGCCGCCAGAAAGCAGAAGAUAUGGAUGGAAGAGAUUCCGUUCUGGACCGAUAUCUACCGAAGAUUGCAACGUGGCGACAAGGCCUACGCAGUGGAGCUCAGGGCGUUCCUCACACCGAUGGCCAAGUGUCCAGCUAGCGUUAUUGAAGAGCUUAGCGAGCUUGUGGACGAAGACGAAAAAAGCUGGCUCACGCUCGAACAGUUCCUGCUCAUCACAACCUCUGGCCAUCCAUCCACCGUAAGACAGAAGAGAUUUCAUAGGGUCGUCACAGCCGCCGCCAACGUCUACGCAGGCAAACUACAGCGGGCGAGGGCGGUGCGAUGCGCCAUGAUUGACUAUCCGCUCUUUGUACUUCAGGUUCUCUUCUUCAUCCUCAUAACGGUAACGCAGAUCGUCACGUACUUCCAGUACCUGUACCGCUGCUGUCCGACCAGUACCAAGGAACUCGAAGAGUACAUGCGCUUCAACGACAAGCUCGUCCUCGUGAUGGAGCGCAAACGCGAGUUCUGGCGCAACGUGUCGUUCGUUCUCGUCAGCUUCAACGGCCUGUCGCUGGCGGCCAGCGCGGUGAUCCAGAUGCUGGUCUGCCUGCCCAUCAGCUUCCUGCACAGUCCCUGGAAGAUACCGUUCAUAUACGCGGCAGGAGCCUUCACUGCCGCUCAGAUCACUUACAUAUGCCGCUAUGGCUUCACUAUGGGUGCCUCAGCGGCCAUCUACGCUGUACUUUGGGCGCACGUGGUCGAUGUCCUGGUCAACCGCUCCCAAUUUGGCAGCGUGGCCGGACGCGUCAUCGUGGUCUUCAUUUACACAGCUGCCGACGCGGCUCAGGCGUACUUCCUGAAUCGCAUUCCGAGUGUAGGCACUCUUCCGCACCUUAUUGGUGUGGCGAUCGGGUGCACAAUGGGUGUUGUGAUUCUGCGCAAGAACCGAGAGCUCGACAAGCUUCUGCUUACUGACCCACUCUUCGAGCAAUUACCACCACGCCCUCUUGUUAAGCACCACUCCAAUAUUGAUGAAGCGGUGUGA